Molecule: messenger RNA, 978 nt
Organism: Moesziomyces antarcticus
Lineage: Eukaryota; Fungi; Basidiomycota; Ustilaginomycetes; Ustilaginales; Ustilaginaceae
Exons: 1
Coding region: 1-978 (325 amino acids)
Source: RefSeq, a predicted model, not a curated record
AUGGCCUUGGGAGGCAUUGCCGCUGCCCUUUCAUUUGCAUCGCCCACUUCUCUCGCUCGGCCCUGCUCGGCCGCUCCGAAGCGAUCUCGUGGGCCAAGAGCGCAGAACGCAGAGACGCGCGCCCGUGACGGAACAAAGGGCCCGGGCGCCCGUCUCAGCUCAGCCACACAGGCUCAGCUCUUUCCUUCUCAGCUCCCCAUCUUCGCGUCAAGCAACCAUCCAUCCUCGAUCGCCGCUAUGAACCCUCUUAUUUCUACUUCGUAUCCGGCGACCGUCACUCCGCAUUCCUAUCCUCAUGUCAGCUUCGCACCCGGCACCCAUUUCGUCUUCCGCGAGGGCGAGUGUCUCGAUCCUUGGGUCGCUUCGGAUGACGACGUCGACCACAAAUUCUGCUCCAACAGCGUCUUUGCGCGCAUCUUGGAGAGCCAACUCUUCAUCAACAACACCAACUCGCUUCUGCUCCACUUUAAGUGCCUUCCUCGCUCCACCGAACGCUCGCACACGGCACCCAACUGGGUCUACUACAACCAAGAAUACAACUGGAUCCUUGACCUCUUUUGUCUGCUCGACUACCAGGUAAUGCCCAUCCCCGCAGAUCCACUCGCGCAGUUCAAGCUGGUCACCGCCGACGGAAAAGAAAGGCUACCACGACCGCCCAUCAAAAUUCGUAUCGCGGCGAUGCGCUCCGACAUCAGCCAGCUCUCGGAACUGCUGCGUCGUGAUUUCUGCACCGAACUGCGCCCCGACAAGAUCCUCGAGCAUGUACCCGCAUUCUUUCGCCAGCGAUACAGGGUCAUUGGCGCCAUUCAGAAGCUGUACACCCAGCACGCGGCCAUGCUCUCGCCCGAUGACAACAUCUUCUUCUUCCGCAAGUGCAAGGUGUGCGCGCUCUACGACCCGCAAAUCAUCCGGUUCUCGCAAGAUCUACACGCAGUAUUCCUGCGCACCUUUCACGGCGAGGACAUCAGCCCCGUCUGA